CGACUUUUGCCUUCUCAAUUUGUCCCACACCUCAACAACCAUCCUAUAUGGCGGAGUCACUCAUUCCUCUGCCCUACGGUUGACAUCAAUAUCCCCGCCCUCCGUCGAGGGCCAUCAUCUGCCCGCGUCCGACAAUUACAGCUAUGACGGCAUCGCACACGCCGUAUCCGGAGGACGACCCAAACGAUGCCCGCUUCGACGAUGCCGAUAUCUCUACCGUUCCCUUCGUCGACCAGCCGGCUUACGGCCGCCGACUCUGGCAGAAACCUAUCAGCUUUGUUCCUGCCUCAAAGCCAUGCCCUCCACUCGCUGCGCCUUCCAAGCUCGACGGUCGCUCCUUCGCAGAACAGUACCUCGCCAUCGUCUUUCCAAAUGGCCAAUCGCCACAAAAAACGGACGCAUAUCCGGCAUGCGGAAUCUGCGGCGCGCCUGUCAAAGAAUCCGACCAUCGCAUGCACUACCUAAGCCCAGUGCACCAGGCUGCCCUCCCAGAAAUACAAACGCCUUCCGGUAUUGACCGAACUCGCUUGGGUCUGAAGUUGCUGCAAAAACAUGGCUUUGACGUUGAUGCGCGCAUGGGUCUUGGGGCUACUGGACAAGGCAUGCUCUUCCCCAUCGUGCCGAAGGAGAAGAGGGACAGGCUAGGCCUAGGUGUUGAUAAAAAGGCAGUGGAGCGGGAGAAGAGAGAAGCGCUGACCCCGAAAGGGGCCACACUUGAUGCUGGACAAGUGCGGAAAUUGGAGGUGCAGCAGAAGAAAAAGCAUGAGAAGCUGCAGAGUAUGUUCUACGGGGACGACAAGCUGGACAAAUAUUUGGGAAGGGGCCCGGUAGAUCAUGGGCUGAAGUAGGGGCAUAUGCCUGUUUACUGGAGAGCCUGCACUGCGCCGUAUAAUGCGCACAGCCAGGCAACAGUGCUGAAGGUUUAGUUUUGCAUGCUUAGAUAUACAUGCCACGGGACAGCAUGGCACCGGCGUUCUUCAUCGGAUUUGGGAUUGUGGAGUGCUGUGGAAUUCAUGUUAUGAUACCCCAGGUUGUUCAAUGAGAC
Messenger RNA from Paraphaeosphaeria sporulosa, 1045 nucleotides. RefSeq lists its product as uncharacterized. The transcript has a single exon. Bases 144 to 848 code for a protein of 234 amino acids. The record is from RefSeq and is a predicted model, not a curated record. Gene Ontology annotation, molecular function: nucleic acid binding. NCBI's taxonomy places the organism in Eukaryota, Fungi, Ascomycota, Dothideomycetes, Pleosporales, Didymosphaeriaceae.